GAAACACAUCUAGAAUUCAAGCAAAAUGUCCCUCGCCUCAACAGCCCACGGAACCAUCUCCACCUUUUUUUCCAACUUGUUCAUCUCCCUCCCCUACCCCAACACCUCCUUCGAGAACCAAACCAUCAUCGUGACGGGCUCCAACACCGGUCUCGGCUUCGAAGCCAGUCGUCACCUCGUCCGUCUCGGCGUCCACAAAUUAAUCAUGGCAGUACGCAAUCUCGAAAAGGGCGAAAAAGCAAAACGCGAAAUCCUCACUUCCACAAAUCGCCCAGAUGACUCUAUCGAAGUCUGGAACCUAGACAUGGAUAGCUACGAGUCCGUCAAGAAGUUCGCUGUGCGGAUUUCUACUUCCCUAGACCGGUUGGAUGGAGUCCUCGCCAACGCAGGUAUCAUGACUACUGAAUUCCGCAUGAGUGAAGAUAACGAGAGGACCAUUACCGUGAACGUGGUCGCGACGUUCUUGCUCAUUUUGCUCCUUCUACCGAAACUGCACGAGUCAGCUGAGAAAUACAAGAUCAAUCCUCGGAUCGUGAUUGUCAAUUCGGCAUUACAUUACGUGGCGUCUACUAAGGAACUUGAUCCGAAUGAUAAUAAUAAUAACGAGAUAUUUUCGCGGUUGAAUAAUCCCAAAACGGCAGAUAUGAGCAGUCGGUACGCGGUGUCGAAACUACUUGUGCUUUACGCAGUUCGUGAAUUGGCCGAGAGGCUCAAGGCCAGGAAGCCAUUGGUGGUCAUCAAUACGCCGAAUCCGAGCUUCUGCAAGUCUGGCCUUAUGGGUAAUGAUGUAUCAUUUGGGGAAAGAACAGCGGAGAAAUUACUCGCGCGGUCUACGGAAAUGGGUAGUCGAGCGCUGGUUCAUGCGUUGAGCUCGGGGGUGGAGAGUCAUGGAGAGUAUUUGACGAAUUGUCAUGUUCAGCAGCCAUCAUGCCUGGUGACAGACGCGAAGGGAGUGCAGAUACAGAAGAAGUUCUGGAAAGAACUGGUUCAGAAGCUAGAGAAAGUUGCGCCGGGAAUUGAGUCGAAUAUUUGAUUUCGAUUAGACUGCAUUGUAGUCUUUUUUGUAUAUAUUGCGGUUGCGUUGCUGGAUAUUCGGCCUUUUACUUGUACUGUAUGUACAAUAAUUUCGUAUUGGUAUCUGUACUCAAGAUCUUUCUGUUAGUUUGUACAUAUAUUUAUGAUCCCUGACGCUUGCCAUGAGUAGAAAG
Paecilomyces variotii is the source of this 1208-nucleotide messenger RNA. Its product is annotated as putative short-chain dehydrogenase. The record is from RefSeq and is a predicted model, not a curated record. NCBI's taxonomy places the organism in Eukaryota, Fungi, Ascomycota, Eurotiomycetes, Eurotiales, Thermoascaceae. The transcript has 2 exons. Bases 26 to 1033 code for a protein of 335 amino acids.